Musca domestica (house fly) is the source of this 1726-nucleotide messenger RNA. Its product is annotated as NECAP-like protein CG9132. Bases 145 to 882 code for a protein of 245 amino acids. NCBI's taxonomy places the organism in Eukaryota, Metazoa, Arthropoda, Insecta, Diptera, Muscidae. The record is from RefSeq and is a predicted model, not a curated record. Gene Ontology annotation, cellular component: clathrin vesicle coat; membrane. The transcript has 5 exons. Gene Ontology annotation, biological process: endocytosis.
AACAACACUAUUUCAAGUUGAAUCAAAGGAAAAACAAUAAAAAAAGAAUUGUGAAAAUCGAAAUCGUUGCGAUUUUCAAAUAGCAAAGUUUACGUGUUAAAUUAUUAGUAAAACAAUCCGGAUCGAACUAAAAUCCAAAUAAAAAUGGAAUAUGAAAGUGUCCUCUUAGUAAAACCUGAAGUAUUCAUAUAUAAGAUUCCUCCAAGAGCUAAUAAUCGUGGUUACAGAGCUGCUGAUUGGAAUUUGGGAGAACCAACCUGGACUGGUCGCAUGCGUUUGGCCGCCAAGGGUACAACAUUAAAUCUUAAAUUAGAGGAUAAAACAACUGGAGGUCUCUUUGCUAAUUGUCCCAUCGACACAUAUCCUGGUGUUGCCAUUGAAUCUGUGUCGGAUAGUUCACGUUAUUUCGUAAUUAGGGUUCAAGAUGAUAAUGGUCGUUCCGCCUUUCUGGGCUUAGGUUUUGGGGAUCGUUCGGAUUCUUUUGAUUUAAACGUUGCUCUACAGGAUCAUUUCAAAUGGGUAAAGAAUCAAGAACAAAUUGAAAAAGAAAAAACCCAACCAAAACAGGAAUUAGAUUUAGGUUUUAAGGAGGGGGAAACAAUAAAAAUUAAUAUGAGAAUAACGAAAAAAGAUGGAUCUGAAGGUACCAGUCGUACAAAAGCUAAAACUGGUACAGGAAUCUUGCCACCACCACCUGGCGGGUUGGGUAAAAUAGCUCCACCACCAUCUGGUGCUGGUACAGUGCGUCAAAGUCCGGGUACCUCACCAGCUCAUAGGGUAUCCGGUAAUGCCACGGAAUGGACAGAUUAUGCCUCAGCUGGUUCUGCGCCAGCUCAAAAUCAGCAACAAAGCUCAUCAAAUGCUAAUUGGGUGCAAUUCUAAUUCUAUUCGUAUUGGAAUAAUAUAGAGAGAACAGAGUUAGAGACCGAGAAAAAAGAGUUUAUUAGUAAUAAAUCAUUGCUAGAAAAUAUAAUAUAAAAAUAACAACAAAAACAUUCGAAUAGGACACAAUACGAAUUAUAUUAUAAUCAGAAGGAGAAAAAUAAUUAAGAUAUAAAUUCAAUAUAUACAUUAAAUAUACAUUUAAUUGCAAAACAAAAUAUAUACAUAUAUGGAAAUACAAAAUUAGAUAUAAGGAAAAAACAAACAAAAACAAAAACAAAAAAAAAACAACAACUAUGGAUAUUCGAAACAAUAUAAGUUGUUAUUUCUUUACACACAAAAAAAAUCAAAUAAUAUUCGUUCCACAACAACAAAAUAUGAAUAAAAUUUAAAGAAUUUUGUUUUUUCUGGAAAUAUGAAAAAGUUCAUUAGCUAACCAUUCCCUCAUUGCCCACGAAAAAAGUAAGUGCAGCUGCCUUCUAGCCUGCUCCCACCACACAGAUAAUUACUAUACACUACUAUUUGAUGUGAAAAAGCUGCAGUAGUUCUACUGUUGCAGACUCUAGAGAAGGCAAUAUUAUUCAAAAUUAUUAAAAAUGAAAUUUACAAUUUGCUUAAAUGUUUACCAUAUUUAGGAUUUAUUAAUAAUGAUAAUAAUAAUAACAAGUUUUAUGUACAUUGUUACAAGAAAACAAACAACAAUAACAAUAAACUGUAUGUAUGUAUUAUUUUACAUUGUUAUCUCAGUUUAUCUACUUUGUAUCUCUAUAUACCAGUAUAUUUAAAGAAAACAAAACUGUACUAUUAAUCUAACACGAAUGAAAUAAAUAAUACAAAUACUUUA